AUGUCAGUUAAGUUAGUAUCGGAAGCAGAUAAUUUUAAGUUUAAAGCACGCUACCAACGAGCCCUCAAACAGUUCUCAGUCAGACUUCCACUGAAAUACUUCGAAACAAUGAAGAAAUCCUUGCACGAAAAGUUUAAGAACAAAAUUAAUUUCGUGAGGCCCCUCUAUAGAAGGCAGCUCGAACAAGUUUCCAAUAAAAUUAUUACUUUGGAUAAUGACAGAGCGUUGAAACUACGUGGCGACGAUUUUGACGUAAAAACUGUUUUGUCAGGAGCGAAUAUCAUUAACGUUAAAAGUAAAGUUUGUAAAGAAUAUAAAGUGACGCUGCCGGGUGCUUGUGUUAGUGGCAAUAACGCGAUUAAAGAUAGACAUAUAACAAAUGUGUUACAUGGGGUACAUACAACCAAAGAAAGACUUAGUAUAGAUAACAGUGCAGUUAAUAAAAAUAGAUCUAUGGAAGGAAAUAAUAUUGAAGAGUUCGGAACUAAAAUCGUCCUACAUAAGGCACCAGAUACUUGGUUGCGGGUGUACCCUGCACCUAAAUUAAUGGAUGAAACCACGAGUUCUCUUGUCGUACGCUGCAUGGCAUGCCAACUCGGGCUAACUUCGUUUCUAAUUCUCUGGACUUUAAUUGGAGUAUUUGUUAUACAAUCUUUCGAAGGCCCUCACGAAAGUAAAAUGUCUACAGAUUUUGAAAGGGAACAGAAUCAACUAGUCAUAGAUCUCGCUACUGAAUUAAGACAGAUCACACCGCUCUCCCCGAAAUGGAAAUAUGCCAUUGAAAGACGCAUUGAAGACGCAAGGCAAUUAACAAUAGCAGCUGUUGGCCAGGGCGCCAAACUGAAACCAGGCCAAUUUUGGAAUUUGUCUGGAACAUUCCUAUUUGCUGUGUAUGUCAUGACGGCGCUUGGUUUUGGCGCGCCAGUUCCCCACACGGUCUGGGGUCGAACAUGUGCCUUAAUUUAUGCGAUAUUAGCUGUUCCCACACACAUUUAUUUAAUGGUAAACGCUACUACGUGUAUGGUGGCUAAAGUCGAGGCAUAUACACAAUAUCUUAGAUCGAAAUGGAAAGGAACACCCGUAAACCUUCAUAAAUCAGAGCAUUUGAAUAAGGAAAGUCCUAACUGCAGUAGACAUUCCGAAGCAUCUAAGCCAGAGAACAGAAAGAUUCGUAAGCUUGUAACUACCUGUCUUGGAAGAUUUUACGUUGGUCACGGUGUACCCUUGAUUAUACUCCUGUAUUAUUUAAUUGGAGCGGUCGCUUUUGGUAUUGCAAGGGAUAAAGAUGCGAUGGAAUCUUUAUUGUUUCCCCUGCAGUUUACGACUACUGGCGGAUUGGAGCAGAUAGAAGGCUACGUUCGUUUUUUAUAUGGCCUCUACAUAGAGGGCGCUAUGUGUCUCUUGGCAUAUACUCUUGCCACUAUUCGACACUAUGGGAGCAGAAAUAUCGCAGAAAUAGCAAACAACUACCGUCUACUUGUAACUGAUAAAUGUGACCUAUGUGAUAACGCUACUGUACAUAACUAA
Molecule: messenger RNA, 1527 nt
Organism: Leptosia nina
Lineage: Eukaryota; Metazoa; Arthropoda; Insecta; Lepidoptera; Pieridae
Source: the annotation of a GenBank genome assembly